Messenger RNA from Nasonia vitripennis (jewel wasp), 1874 nucleotides. It is a transcript of the gene bwa, whose product is annotated as alkaline ceramidase. Gene Ontology annotation, cellular component: membrane. NCBI's taxonomy places the organism in Eukaryota, Metazoa, Arthropoda, Insecta, Hymenoptera, Pteromalidae. Gene Ontology annotation, biological process: ceramide metabolic process. The record is from RefSeq and is a predicted model, not a curated record. Bases 363 to 1172 code for a protein of 269 amino acids. The transcript is spliced from 4 exons. Gene Ontology annotation, molecular function: hydrolase activity, acting on carbon-nitrogen (but not peptide) bonds, in linear amides.
GCAGUACAGAAGCCAGUGAACAGCUGACCGAAGACGGGAGAGAAGUGCGCAGAGUUAAAAAACCUUUCUCGUUCUCUUUCUCCGUCAUAUCCUCCACAUGCUACUGAACGUCGAUGACGCACCGCUAGUUGCGAUGUUUUCGAGAGAAGCCGAUCGGCGCUUUGUUUGUCCAACGAACGCAAACAAAGCCCACUGCAGAGUGAGACGCACUAGGCGAUAGAAAAAUUACUGUAGCUCCGACUCCGAUUCAUUUAUACAGUCGUCGCGCGUACCCAGCUGAGAGUGGGUCGUUCGCGAGUGCGAGAGGACACUGCCCGUGUGAAUUCUUAGACAAAGGAUUUUUCCCCGAGAGCGAGAUCAAGAUGUGGAAGCCCUUUGAGCCUGGCAGCUCGCCAAUCGACUGGUGCGAGGGUAAUUACAAUAUCUCGCCCAGCAUUGCGGAAUUCAUGAACACGCUAAGCAAUAUUGUCUUCCUUCUACUGCCACCUGUACUGAUGCAUCUUUUUAGAGAUUAUGGUAGAUUUGUUAAUCCUGGAAUCCAUGUUAUAUGGCUACUCAUGAUGGUUGUUGGCGCCAGUAGUGCUUAUUUUCAUGCUACUCUUUCUCUAGUCGGUCAACUUCUCGAUGAACUCACUAUAUUGUGGGUUUACAUGGCUGGAUUUUGCAUGUUUUUCCCUCGGAGGUAUUUUCCCACAGCAGCUAAAAAUAAUCGCAAGAGGUUUUCACUCUUUGCAACUCUACCAACACUAGUGGCCACUGUAUUGGCAACUUUUCAUCCUGCCAUAAAUGCAUUUGCACUUAUGACUCUUGGAAUACCAGCCUUUGCAUUUAUGAUCCUUGAACUGAAGAGAACAAAAUCAGCAAGAGUUUACAGAUUGGGACUAAGAUGUGGAGCUGCAUGGUUAUUAGCAGUCACAUGCUGGUUAAAUGAUAGAUUGUUUUGUGAUACUUGGCUCAAUUUGAAUUUCCCUUAUCUUCAUGCUCUAUGGCAUCUUUUCAUUUUUAUUGCAAGCUACACAGCUGCUGUAUUGUUCGCUUAUUUUUCUGUUAAGGAAGAGCGACCUCAACAAUCGCCAAUGCUAAAGUAUUGGCCAAGAGAUGACUUUGAGCUUGGCAUUCCAUAUGUCACAAUCAAGAGUUACAUCAAAGUCGAUACUAAUACAAACAUAUAAGAGACUUUGUACUCAAAUAUGAAUCAUUCAAUACCAUGUAAAGGCUGAAGAUUAAUAUUCUAAAGAGUAUUAUUACCAGAGAAUUGUGCAACUGAGACUGAGUUGAGUAUUUGAUAUAUUUAUUACAAUAAAAGAGUACAGGUUACAUAGAAUUCAACAUAUUGAUCAGAGAAAUCAUAUGAGAAAAGAAUUUGUGACUACAUCAAAGAGAUAUCCCUAGAUACCAAGUGUAUUAAUUUAAUUGAUACUGCUUAUGAAUUAUAUCGCAAUAGAUAUUUAAUAAUUUAUUCAAUAUGAAGAAAAUCUAUACUCAAAGUAUAUGUGAUACUUGUGCAUACAUAAUACUAGCAGUUUUGUAAAAAUGUGCAAAUUUUAAAGAUAUAGCCAAUACUUGAUGCUAAAUGCAUACACUGAGAAACAUAGGCCCGCUAAUAUCAAUAGUAAACCGUAAUUAUAAAUAUUUAAAUAUUCGAUGUGAACAUUAUUAGAGCAUCGUAAACAUUCAUUUUUAACCAUUAUUUACUCAAGAUAUGAAUUAUUGUUUAUUCCAUACCAUCGGCAUUGUUAGCCCGAUAUUUAGAAAUCAAUUUUAAAAAUACUUGCUUAUUUUAUUAUCGAAAUUUGUACCAUGAUAGUUUUUACAUUGUACACUCUAUUUUAGAACAUUAUUUAAUAAAUAAAAGCAUUCAUUAAAUGAUAAAA